Molecule: messenger RNA, 2485 nt
Organism: Bufo gargarizans (Asiatic toad)
Lineage: Eukaryota; Metazoa; Chordata; Amphibia; Anura; Bufonidae
Product: protein unc-93 homolog A-like
Exons: 8
Coding region: 131-1522 (463 amino acids)
Source: RefSeq, a predicted model, not a curated record
AGUAAACUUUGCACUGCUGUUUGCUAGAAAAUUGUAUCUGUUCCAGCGACAUUCCUUGUGUUUACUGUGUGUUUUGGCUUUUUAUAUAUAAGAAAGUCAUUAAUCUGGAAGGACUGAACACAGUGAAGCAAUGGAGAUAAAGCAUCUUAAAAAUAUUAUUAUUAUUUCCUUUGGAUUUCUCCUUCUAUUCACAGCUUAUGGCGGACUGCAAGCUUUACAGAGCAGCCUGAACCCCGAGAAAGGCCUGGGUGUUGCAUCAUUAAGUGUUGUCUAUGGAUGUUUAAUAUUGUCUUCGAUUUUUCUACCUCCCAUCAUGAUAAAGAAAAUUGGAUGCAAAUGGACUAUGGUCAUCUCAAUGUGUUGUUAUAUAACUUAUUCCAUUGGGAACUUUAAACCAAACUGGUAUAGUUUACUAAUUACCUCAGCAAUUCUGGGUAUUGGAGGAGGACCACUUUGGGCAUCAAAAUGUACUUAUCUCACUAUUAGUGGGAUUACCUAUGCAAAGCAGACUGGCAAAGAGAGAAUGGAUAUUGUGAACCAAUACUUUGGCUUAUUUUUCUUAAUAUAUCAGUCAUCUGGCAUUUGGGGAAAUCUUAUUUCAUCUCUAGUACUCAACCAAAAUCCCAAUAAAGUGGUAACUAAUAAUACGAAUUACACUUACUGCGGAGCAAAUAACUGUCCCACAUCUACAGAAGAACUUAGCAACACUACGACACCAGCUUCUGGUGUAUCAGAAACCGUGCGUUAUACUCUGAUGGGCAUUUAUACAGCAAGUGGAGUUAUUGCCGUUCUACUGAUUGUAAUUUUUUUGGACCACAUCGACUUAUCGGAGGAAACAAAAGAACAAACUGAUGAACCGACUAUUUGGAAUUCAUUACUAGGAACUCUACAACAACUCAAAGAUAUACGCCAGUGUCUUCUUAUACCUUUAACAAUGUUCAGUGGUUUUCAGCAGGGAUUUCUUUCCAGUGAUUAUACCAAGGCUUAUGUAACAUGUACAUUGGGUAUACACUUUGUGGGAUAUGUAAUGAUUUGCUUCGGAGCAACAAACUCAAUUUCCUCGAUGGUUUUUGGAAAACUUUCUCAGUAUACUGGACGGAUUGCUCUUUUUAUGUUAGCUGCAGCUAUCAGUGUGUCUUGUAUAAUUGGCUUGCGACUAUGGAGUCCAAAUCCAAACCAGUUAGCAGUAUUUUUCAUUUUUCCUGCUUUGUGGAGUAUAUCUGAUGCCAUCUGUCAGACACUUCUAAAUGCUUUUUAUGGAGUACUAUUUGAUGACCACAAAGAAGCUGCUUUUGCAAAUUAUCGUCUCUGGGAAUCUGUUGGAUUUGUUAUUGCAUUUGCAUAUAGUAACUUUUUGUGUAUUUCUGUAAAGCUAUAUGUAGUACUUUCCAUCUUAUUGAUUGGGAUGAUCCUUUAUCUUGUGCUUGAGUAUUUAGAAUACAGAAAACAGAAAAUGAGUGCUCAAGAGACAAAUGUAGUAAAUAUGACCGAAAGCACAACUGUUCAGAAUGCAAUAGGGUAAUAUGUUUAUACAAUAUGUUUAUGGUUGUCCCUAUAUGUUAUCUAAUAAUGGCUGUAUCAUGUUGCUACUACAUUUGACAAAAAUAAUAAACAUUUGCUUUACCAUUCCCUUGUUAAAUCUGACAUAUAAACCACCCUACAAGGAAAAUCGGAUGGUCGUUUCUAUUAGGUUGUAUCUAACAGCUGACAGCAAUGCUUAUUUUAAAUGUUGCUACAAGUAAGAUCAAAAUUUGCAUAGCAUGCUGAGGAUAACAAAAAAAAUAUUUAAUUUAUAUAACUAUGCCACAGUAAAAAAUGUUAUCAUUUAUUGUUCGUGUUUUCCUGAAUUCACCCUGCCAGUUACUGUUGUGAUAAUCAUAACUACCAUGAAUCAUGAUGAUAAUUGUACAGUGUAAAGGGGCCUUUACAGGUAAAUUUGAUUUACCCCUUUCCUGACACCCACAGUACAUGUAUGGCUAAUGUCUGGUGUUUAAAGAGGACUUAUUACCACAAAAUGCAAAAUUGAUAGAUAGUUUUGUGGGAAAAGAUUUAGUAAAACACCUCCCCCUGUGUACAACUGAAAAAGCAUAUAUUUAAAAGGAAAUCAAUUACCUACAUCAUGGCUACUAAAGUACAAAGGUGCACUUGGGAAUAAGGUAUUAUGUGCUAUUAGGCAAUUGCUUUACUUUAGUAGCCAUUAUGUAGGUGGCAGAUUCCCUUUAAACCGUGCUUUUUCUGAUUUCAGUUGUACAGGGAGGAGGUGUUAUCAGGGACUGAUAGCACUACCUGUGCUCUUCAAGAGGAUUGUCUUAAGUUCACAAAAAUCAGACAUAUAAAUGUACAAACUUAAGAGAAAAUUAGCUCAGUCGGGGGAAAAAGGCGAUAAGGCAUUCUUCAGAUACAUAAAUGAAAAAAUGAAAACUAAAACAAGGAAUUACCAAAUUAAAAACAAAAGAAGGAAGGUAUAUGGAAGAAGAUAAAAAAC